Molecule: messenger RNA, 1838 nt
Organism: Dicentrarchus labrax (European seabass)
Lineage: Eukaryota; Metazoa; Chordata; Actinopteri; Moronidae
Gene: unc119a1
Product: unc-119 homolog a (C. elegans)
Exons: 5
Coding region: 228-845 (205 amino acids)
Biological process (GO): positive regulation of protein tyrosine kinase activity; lipoprotein transport; negative regulation of caveolin-mediated endocytosis
Cellular component (GO): spindle pole; spindle midzone; intercellular bridge
Molecular function (GO): lipid binding
Source: RefSeq, a predicted model, not a curated record
GCUAAGGGACUGAUUUUUAUCUUUGACCGGAUCGAGAAGGGGAGGAGGCACGGAGAAUGAGUUAUUCUUGUAGCAGCACAGAGCCUGUUUGCUGUGCGGUGUAUUAGCCAGCGCGCAACUAAAGGCUGCGACGCAAGUAAAUCGGCUCCUGCGGCGACGACGCCGAGAGCAUCAGAAAGCCUCAGUUCCUGUCAGGUUGCGCACCGAACAGCCCUCUUCUGCUGGACAUGAAAGUGCAGCAAGGCUGCAACUCAUCAGACAUGGGGAUCCCGGUUACAACUGAAGAAGAAUUGCGCAGAAAUACCGUAAUAACGCCCGAGGAUGUGCUUGGGCUACAGAAGAUCACCAAGAAUUAUCUUUGUUCUCCAGAAGAAAAUGUCCACAUGAUUGACUUCACCAGGUUUAAGAUUCGUGACAUGGAAACAGGGACAGUCCUGUUUGAGAUCACCAAACCUCCAACACCAGCGGGAGACAAAAAGCACUGUGACCCCAACGCCGGCCGUUUUGUCCGAUACCAGUUCACCCCAGCCUUCCUGCAGUUGCGGCAGGUUGGAGCCACAGUGGAGUUCACAGUGGGAGACACACCCAUCAACAACUUCCGCAUGAUUGAGAGACACUACUUCCGCGAUCAGCUGCUCAAGAGCUUUGAUUUCGAGUUCGGCUUCUGCAUGCCCAGCAGCAAGAACACAUGCGAGCACAUCUAUGAGUUCCCCGCACUGUCUGAAGAAAUCAUGCAGGAGAUGAUCCUGCACCCGUAUGAGACGCAGUCUGACAGCUUCUACUUUGUGGACAACAAGCUGGUGAUGCACAACAAGGCAGACUAUUCCUACAGUGGAGGGCCAUAGGAAGACCUGCCACCACCCUUUCACUCCUCCCUAUUCUAGACAUUUUCCACGAUCCAUGUACCACUUCAGGACCAGAAACAGAUGAACUGAUGGACAAUUCGCUGGCAUUAAACUCUUAAACUCACUCCUGUUAACUCCAUGAAUUUCCAUUCAGGUAUUUAGCUGCCAGACCAAUAGAUUUCUCUCUCUGCAGGAACAUCGAAUUCUGUCAGAUUUAUCAUCAGUUUGCAUCUGUGUGUGUGUGUGUGUGUGUGUGUGUGUGUGUGUGUGUGUGUGUGUGUGUGUGUGUGUGUGUGUGUGUGAGCGAGUGUGUGGGGAGCAAACACAUGAAGUGUCUGUACAUACUGUUGAUCUCAGUCUGUAUAUGUGGGUUCCACUUGAUCAUCAGGAAAACACUGAUCAAUUUACAUUUUGUGUGUGUGAGUGUUUUGAUAGCUAAUAAUAUGAAGAGAGAAAGGAGACAGUGAGUGCUGUUUGUCUUCACUAAACCAGACGAGGCAGAAAACACACCAUGAGACGAAGAGAGAAAUGACGUUACUCUAAAGAAGUUAAAAAAAAAUUUAAUCCAUUCAGAUGUACAUUUAUAUAGUUUGUAUAGGAAUGACAUUACAUUUUCACUCCUGAAGUUUCUUAAAUUUCUAGUAGCACACAUCCGAAUGAAUUCUCCCAUGAUCUUGGUCUGUCAUCGUUCAUUUGAGUGACGAACAGAAAUGUGUACUUUGUCAAUGUGAAUGUGUCAUUUGUUGUAUGUUUUCAUGUUCAUAGUACUACUAUUUCAGGAGUAUUUUUUAAAUAAAUAGCCAUUUUAAAUUGUCAGAAAUCCUACAUUAGCCAAAAGUCAGAUACCAAUUUUGAUAUCCAGUACGUGCUCUGUAGUACUGAACACUGUGUAUACUUAAUUAUGAUAAAUGUUUUAAGUAUAAAAUGAAAAAGUAUGUAAAGUUUUGACAGCGGAAAUUCCAUCACUGCAAUAAAUAUGGGAUUUUUUCGAAA